Molecule: messenger RNA, 1486 nt
Organism: Xyrauchen texanus (razorback sucker)
Lineage: Eukaryota; Metazoa; Chordata; Actinopteri; Cypriniformes; Catostomidae
Exons: 4
Coding region: 199-1140 (313 amino acids)
Source: RefSeq, a predicted model, not a curated record
UGCUUCAUUGUGUCUGCUGAGGUUGCAGUAAAUCUUACUUUUAUUGAUAAUUCCUGUAUUGUAACAACAUAUUAUUUGCAACUGAUAAGACUUUAAUAUUUACUGGGGACACGAAUAAGUGUGAGAAGAUUUUAUCCAUCAGAUAUAACGUUUUGAUCAAGGUUUCAGCAAAAAGGGAUUUGAGAAUAAAGACUGAAAAUGGCGGUAGUUGCUGGUUUUGGUCCACUGGUAUCUUAUAUUGGUGCUGAAGAGGGUGUUGCUCUACAGGCUGACAAUGGCCAGUUCCUCAGCUGUAUUGAUCGCUCAAAUAUUUAUAACAUAGAAGCUGCCAAGAGCACCAAAGACCCUUGGUGCAAAUUCAUAGUGGAGAAAGUCAAUGAUUCGAAAGUCCGGCUCAAAGACCAGAGGGGUGUUUACCUCAGUCGAAUUCACAGGUCUGGUGUCGACCAUAUCGAGGCAGCCAAAGCUAAGCCUGAUGUAUACUGUGAGUUCAGUGUCUUCACCAGGAAUGGGAAAGUCAUAUUUAGAGCCGACAAUGGCCUGUUCUUAAGUCGAUGUUUUCGGGUUAAUCAGAACAUCGAAGCUGUUAAAGAAGGUGUUGAUGAAUAUUGUGAAUUUGCACUGAGUAUCGGGGAUAUCGUUAGCCCCAUAUUUGAAAUUGUCAAUAUAGAUUUUGGAAAAAUCCCAGACCUGAGCGACAAGCCAUCUGUGGUGAAAACCGACUACUACAUCAAUGAAAGCAGCGUGAAUCAAUCCCACACCUUCAAACUAAACUGGACGGACACAGUCACAGAGACCACGACUUGGACCCACACAUGGGGGGUGUCCUCUACUGUGUCUUCUGAUUUUAAAUUAUUAAGUGUCCAAGUCAACAUCUCAUACUCAGGACAGUAUGGCACCAGCUCCUCAAAACAGAAAACCAUCUCCAUGUCAGAGGAAACUACCAUCACAAUUCCUCCCAAAACCAAGAUCACAGUGAAACUGAUGGUCAACAAGGAUGAUGAUGCUGAGAUUCCCUUCACAGCUACAAUCAAGAAGACCAAGGCCAAUGGAGAGGUUCAGAUGUUCACUGAGAACGGCACCUGGAGGGGUGUGGCUUAUGAAAACGUAAGGCUUAAAAUCGAAGAAGCCAAAGUGUAAGAACAGAUAUAGAAGUUCAAAGUGUAUGGAGUGAAUUAACAAAUCAAGCUUUCAAAUAUAAUCAUAUAAAAUCCAUAUUUUAUCAAGGGGAUUCAAAUAUAUUGUGCUGUUAAUAAUGUCCAUGACUUAUAUAAUCAAUCUGAGGAAGCUAAUAUACAUAUGUUGGUAUUGUGGGAUACUUUUAAUGUAAGCUUUGUUUUUGUGUUUAAAUUUAAAAACUAUGUAUUGCAAUUAAUGGGAAUCUUUUAUUUCUGCUAACAUAAACUGAAACUGUAUUAUUGUCUCUUCAUCUGUGUGGGUGUUUAUUUGAAUUAUUCUUACAAAUAAAGAUAUUUUUUCCAUCAUA